Messenger RNA from Girardinichthys multiradiatus, 1098 nucleotides. It is a transcript of the gene dpm1, whose product is annotated as dolichyl-phosphate mannosyltransferase subunit 1, catalytic. Bases 57 to 809 code for a protein of 250 amino acids. NCBI's taxonomy places the organism in Eukaryota, Metazoa, Chordata, Actinopteri, Cyprinodontiformes, Goodeidae. The record is from RefSeq and is a predicted model, not a curated record. Gene Ontology annotation, cellular component: endoplasmic reticulum membrane. Gene Ontology annotation, biological process: GPI anchor biosynthetic process; protein O-linked glycosylation via mannose. The transcript has 9 exons. Gene Ontology annotation, molecular function: dolichyl-phosphate beta-D-mannosyltransferase activity.
GCAGCAGGCAGCAGUUGUGCGGCUGCGCAGAUGGGUUGUUGUAGUGUCACGUAGCCAUGGCGAGUCGAAAACCUUUGCAGCCAAACCGAGUAAACGGAGACAAGUACUCCGUCCUGUUACCGACAUACAACGAAAGAGAAAACCUUCCUCUGAUCGUGUGGCUCUUGGUGAAAUAUUUCGGAGAAAAUGGAUAUUAUUAUGAGAUCAUCGUCAUUGAUGACGGAAGCCCAGAUGGGACACUGGAGGUGGCAGAGCAGCUGCAGAAAAUUUAUGGCGAAGACAAAAUACUUCUGCGACCGAGAGAGAAAAAACUAGGUCUUGGCACAGCCUACAUCCACGGCAUGAGGCAUGCUACUGGCAACUUCAUCAUUAUAAUGGAUGCAGAUCUGUCCCACCAUCCAAAGUUUAUCCCUCAGUUUAUCAAAAAGCAGAAGGAAGGUGAUUAUGAUCUUGUGUCCGGCACUCGAUACCAAGGAAAUGGAGGUGUUUACGGCUGGGACCUGCGCAGGAAGCUAAUCAGUCGAGGGGCCAACUUUUUGAGUCAGGUGUUGUUGAGACCUGGUGCGUCAGACCUAACAGGAAGCUUCAGGUUAUAUAAGAAAAACGUCUUGGAGAGUCUGGUGGAACGGUGUGUGUCCAAAGGCUACGUGUUUCAGAUGGAGAUGAUCGUCCGAGCCAGACAGCUCAACUACACAAUCGGAGAGGUGCCCAUCUCCUUUGUGGACCGAGUUUACGGAGAGUCCAAACUUGGAGGGAAUGAGAUUGUUUCAUUCGUGAAAGGACUGCUUACACUGUUCGCCACGACAUGAUCAGCGGUGUGCUUUCACCAGAAGGUUUCUUCAGGUUCCUGCAGUUAUACAGUGACAUGACGACAAACAAGAAAGCAGAUAUCUGACCGUGUUAGGCGUUUAAUGCUAAACAGUGUCCUCUGUAGCCUUAAGGACAUUGAAGGAAGACAAAGCUUUACAUUCCCAUCAUCCCUUUGAGUCUGUUUUGGUGUCUCACCAUUCCCAUGUCUGAAUGUGUACGGAACCCUGCAUUAACAGGUUCACAGAUUAGGUGUUGUUUGUAUAAAAUAAACAGUUUAUAUUCCUGCCA